Molecule: messenger RNA, 1483 nt
Organism: Astrephomene gubernaculifera
Lineage: Eukaryota; Viridiplantae; Chlorophyta; Chlorophyceae; Chlamydomonadales; Astrephomenaceae
Source: the annotation of a GenBank genome assembly
CGGACACAAAUAAACGCUGGUUGUGAAGGUCAAACUUAUAUAUAACGGUCGAAAAAUUUUUUCACCAAAAUUUUUUCACUCCCCCUCAGCCAUUACACUUUGCCUAACACGCCAGAGCAGCUUACCAGGGAAUGGAUCGCGAAAUGUGAGAAAGACACGAAAAUUUAUUGCGCAAGCAGCGUUGGGGACAUGCAGAAGUCGCUGGAGAGCAGCUCAUCGGUGGACUACGUCGCCGUGAAGCCUCGCGGCCUUGUGGAGUCGCAGGUCGUCGACAUGUUCAACCAGUACCAAAGAGACUUAAAGAAGCGCGAGAUCAUGGACCAUAUUCACAAUAUAAAGUCCAAGGCGCAGGGCGCGUGCUUCGACGAGUUUAUACAAUCCGUCAUCGCAAACCUACAGAGCCCCAGCUACGUGCAACUGGUGAUGGGCUGCUCGACCUUCACGGCCUUCGCGGAGAUCCUGUCGACAGUGCACAAGGAGAAGCGCGACGCCAUUAUGAUCGCGUGCAAGGGCUUCUGCGAGAAGUACAAACUGGAGCUGAAGUUCUGGGAGCAGGCGAGCGCCGUCGAGCAGCUGAACGGUGACCGGAACGCGGUCGCGCACUGCGACAUCGCCGUUAGCGCCGAUGCCAUCAUCCAGGCGGCAAAAGUGGGCCAGUUGCCGGAGGUGGAGGAGGCGUGGGCCAUGCUGGGCGCCCUGGCCAACUACGGCAAGAUGAACAAGGUGGCCCUGGAGGACGCGUCACGCAAGGAGCGCCAGAAGCGGGUGUUGUUAUCUGAGCAGUACCGGCAGCGGCUCACGCAAGCGUAAGGGCGCGGGAAAUGUGGUCCUGGCGGCAUGGCACUGCUCCUGUUGGAAGCUGGCAUCCUGUACUCGUUUAAGUGGAUCUCUGUACGCUGGGUGCGGUGCGUUGUUUCCUCGACGUGAAAGGCGCGGUAGGGUGGAGUCUUUCGUGCUGUUGUGUAUCUAAUCGGAGUACAUGUCACCGUGCGCAUGGCGGUGGAUGGAGCGCUUUCUGCGGACAUGGCUUCAGGGGGUAACGCCGAACCCCUCCGUUCGCGCAAGGAGAUUUCAGGGAACCUGUCGUUGUGUUCGUCCCCUGCUUGUACAAGCAUUUUCAGUCCCAGUCCCAAGUCUCUGCUGCCACGACAUACUGCUGAUUUGACACAGUCCGUGGCUUGACGUCAAAUACCUUGCUGUGUAUGAUGGAUCCGUGCUGUAAUUUAGGGCUUUUUGUUUCUAAGCGUGACAAUGCCCGCUCGAAAACAAUGAUAAUAGUAUACCCGGCCGUGCACCGGGGCGUGUGUCAAGGGAGCAGGAGAUGAUGGGGUUGUGGGUUUCCGUUUUCCUGCUUUUUAUAAUAAAUAAUUUCAUGUGGAAUUAUGUGACGCCCUCAUAGUGGGUGCGGGGCCAGCCGGCCUGAUUAAGCGGUGAGUCUUGCCAGGUACUGCUGGCAAGGUCCUUAGCAGUCGACGGUGGUACA